GCCAGUUUUUUAUCAGCCAGUGAGCAUUGUCGUGGUCUUAGACGUGAUUUAGUGUUUGCUUUGGAUUUAUCUUUUUCUGUCUAUUCUAUUCUGCUUUAACUUGUCUUUUUGCUAAUCAAAUGAAAUAAUUAUUAUUGAUGAUAAUAAUAGCUUUAAAAGAGAAUCAUUAACGAAGAGACCUAUUAAAUAUUCACUUUGAUAAUUAAGUGAUAAAAGUAUGGAAUUAUCACGUGUAUGGGUUUUACUUGUGUGUUGCUUACUGGCAGUAGGGAAUGUUACAUCCGCACCGAGUCCUCAGGAGCCGGCGUUUGAGCUUCCAGUCCAAUUAGUUGGAUUUCCUGUCAUCAUUGCCGCUGUCAGAAUAACUAAUUUCAUCAAGAAAUUGGCCUACUCACUCAAUCCCCAGACUUAUAUGGGACGAAGUAAAAGAUCUUCUCACGAUGAAGAGAUAUUAGACAUUGACCAAGUUGAAAAAAAAUUAGUCGCCGAAAUGGGAGAAAAAGUUUGCAUUUAUGAGAGAACGUGUGCAAAAUUUGCAGCUAUCGCACUGAAAAAAGGACAUCGUGAUCCGAGUCUUGAUUGGGAUGAAAUAUUUAGCCGAUACAAAUCAUCACCAGAUCCAAUGAAAGAAAAUUAUCUACUGAGUGUUUUCAUGGGAGAAAUAAUUGGCAGCCCCAGACUUUGUCAUCAGCUUUCCAAGCGACGAGCUUGCGAUGGCGAUCUAUCCGAUUGAUAAAAACUUUUCAUUUAUUUAGAACAAAUUAAUGCAAAUAUUUUCAUUGGACCCAGGAACAAACGUGCUAUAAAUAAAUAUUAAGUGAAAUUUAUAUGAACGAUAUAGUUGUAAAUAUGUGAUUUUUUGUAUAGUCUCAUUUAGUUACUUAAUCAUAAAAUGUUGAAGAGUAAAGCUGUGUAUUAUCUUGUCAAUCGACAAUUACCUCAUGUUUUUUUUUAAAUUUUAUUUACGUUAAAUAUUGAAAAUGUACAAUGAGUUUGUAAAAAUUAUUUUUAUGUAAUUUUUGAGU
Molecule: messenger RNA, 1025 nt
Organism: Microplitis demolitor
Lineage: Eukaryota; Metazoa; Arthropoda; Insecta; Hymenoptera; Braconidae
Exons: 5
Coding region: 218-733 (171 amino acids)
Source: RefSeq, a predicted model, not a curated record